CCUUCCUUUCUAACCACCAUGUCGACGGAUGUCUUCGUCCAAUCCUUCACCCAUGUCAAAGGACCCCCAAAGCAAGAGGCCCGGGCUCUCGAGAUGCUUAAACGAGUAGCGUCUCUUGUCAAACCUAUCAUGCGAAAGCACGGUUGGGUUUUACCAACGCUCUCUGAAUUCUUCCCGGCGCAAUCGAAUCUACUGGGUCUUAAUGUCAAUGGAGGCCAGAAGAUAUUGUUACGGCUAAGACCAUCGCAUGCCCCAGACACAUUCCUCGAGGAGGCAGACGUUGUUCAGACGAUGCUCCAUGAGCUAACGCACAAUGUCCACGGACCUCACGACGAAAAGUUCUACAAGUUUCUAUCGGGUUUACAGGAAGAAUAUGAUGCCCUUCAGCGAUCUGGAUACGCUGGAGAAGGCUUUUAUAGCAAAGGCAACAGGUUGGGGACGAACAUCUCCCACAACUUGCCCCCGCAUCUGGCGAGAAGUAAAGCUAUCGAGGCAGCGGAGAAGCGCAAACAAACCGCACAAGUCCUUGGUGGAGGCGGGCGACGUCUUGGAACCGGCCGAUUGAAUGUAGCGAAUAUGUCGCCCAGAGAGCUUGCUGCGCGGGCAGCAGAGCUUCGUGCUCGAGACGAGAAAGAGUGUGGAUCAGGAGAAAUGGCCCAGAGGGAAGCAGAAAAGGCUGCAAAUGAGAGCGUCAAGCACGACGUUAUCGACCUGACUGUUGAUUCAGACGAUGAAGUAAUUGUUACUUCAGCGCCAACGACAACAAAACCUGUUACUUCUUCAAAGAACAACCCUGUCAUCCGAGCUGCAUCGAAACUCGUUCGACCCACCAAGCCCGAACCUACAAGUCAAUGGACAUGCGAGGUCUGCACAUUAAUCAAUUCCUCGAAGGCCACACAAUGCGACGCAUGCUUAUCGAACAGGCCACCUAAUGAGGCCGAUGGUUGGGGUUGCCUUUUCUGCGGAGAAACUGGAAUGCCACACGAGUUUUGGAGUUGUCGGUCGUGUGGGGCAAUCAAGCCAACGUCUACUGUCUGA
Mycena indigotica is the source of this 1038-nucleotide messenger RNA. RefSeq names its product WLM domain-containing protein. The transcript has 4 exons. NCBI's taxonomy places the organism in Eukaryota, Fungi, Basidiomycota, Agaricomycetes, Agaricales, Mycenaceae. The coding region runs from base 19 to 1038 and encodes 339 amino acids. The record is from RefSeq and is a predicted model, not a curated record.